AUUGUUAUCGCCCUGGUUACUUUAUAAACAACCGGUUUAAAUAUGAGCCAUUUUUGGUGGAUAUCUAAUAAUUACUGAGAAAAUUUAUACCAUAAUAAACAAUCGAGACAUUAUUAUUCACAUAAAAUGGCAAGAAGUUGGCGAAGAACGAUUAGUGAUGCCGCAAAUUGGCAUCAAGAUCAAGCACUAAAUGCAACAAUAUAUAUACUCAGACAAACUGGCCCAACAGGUUUUCUCUUAAAGGAGGAUGGGGAGGAAAAAAAGGUUAAGGUUCAAAUUCGCAUAAACAAUAUGUACAAAACAUACGUUAAAAUUACAGUAACAUGGCAAUUAGGUCUAGUAGAACGUGAACUAAAUGAAAUUGUAAAUGGAGAUGCACACGUACGUCAACAACGAAUAACAGCUGCAGCAAGGCGAAUUGCGAAGUCCGCUUCAAAGAGGAAUGAUAAUGAAGAGGAGGAAAGUAAAAAGGACGAUAGUGGGGUUGAACAAAAAGAAAUAUCUGAUGAUGAUGUUUGUCCAAUAUGUCAAGAAAACCUACUUGAUAAAAGAUUACCAGUAACGUAUUGUAGGAAUGGUUGUGGAAACAAUGUUCAUAUAAAAUGUAUGAAAGUCUGGGCUGAUCAUCAAAGAUCAACUGGACAAACCGAUAUUACUUGUCCAUUUUGUAGAGAAAAUUUUGGUUCUUUUCACGAAUUAGCAACUCAAAUGUAUAAUUCAAGAAGCGAACGACCCUCAACGGAUGUUAAUGGUUUACCCCAACAUCGGGGUAUUUCGUGUAAUUCUUGCCAUUUAGUACCAAUAACGGGUAAAUGCUAUAGGUGUGGUUCCUGUGCUGAUUAUCAUCUGUGUCAAAUUUGCUUUAAUUCUGAGGCUCAUCGUCAUCACUCUUUUUUAUAUAGACAAAGGCCAAAUCAAAGAUGGAAACCGGCUCACCGAGAAGCCGUAUCAACUUUACCACAAGCUAUUAUCGAAGAUAUUGGCCGACGAGAAUUAGUUGAUGAAGAUUACGAGCUACUGCUACAACUUGAUAGUGAUCAACCUACAGGAUCGGACCUGGAUGAAUCGGUUAUUCAAAGUUUAAGUCAGCAACGCCUAGGUAGUCACAGCACCCUUCUCCAACCAGGCAGACAAUGUCGGGCCUGCCUUAAACCUUACAAUGCGGGAGAUUUUGUCAGACGCUUACCCUGUUCCCAUUUAUUUCACCGUAGUUGUAUUGACAGUUGGCUAUUGCAUAGGAGGGCCUGCUGUCCUCAAUGUGGAGCAACCUUUACAAAUCAAGGUCUAAGACAAUACUUGACCGAAAAACGUCGUUCAAAUUCGAUAGAAGUCGCCAGCAGCCCAAAGACUGGAGAAAAAUUUCAACUAUGCGUUCCCUCUGUCGGCUUACAACGCAACAAAAGCGCCGACAACAGGGUGUCGAGACCAGUUCAUCCGAAACGACCUCACCGCCUCCCACCAUUCGUCCCGCCUACUUUUCCUCAAGGGAGCACCCUGGAUUCACCGUUGGAGGUGAAUGGCCAAAGACAAGCGCCGUCUAGCGCCAUACUUUUAGCCAACAGUCUAUUGAAGAAUACUCGAAAAAUGAUUAAUACUGGGCUUAAAUCUAGGCAAAGAGAGUCUGAUACAUAUUGGGGAGCCGUUAGAGAAAUAAAUGGGGACGAAAUGUUUCUAUCCGGUAAUGCAAUUUAA
This is a messenger RNA of Dimorphilus gyrociliatus, 1692 nucleotides long. NCBI's taxonomy places the organism in Eukaryota, Metazoa, Annelida, Polychaeta, Dinophilidae. The record is from the annotation of a GenBank genome assembly.